Nicotiana tabacum (common tobacco) is the source of this 1760-nucleotide messenger RNA. Its product is annotated as protein DETOXIFICATION 49-like. Gene Ontology annotation, molecular function: xenobiotic transmembrane transporter activity; antiporter activity. The record is from RefSeq and is a predicted model, not a curated record. Gene Ontology annotation, cellular component: membrane. Lineage: Eukaryota; Viridiplantae; Streptophyta; Magnoliopsida; Solanales; Solanaceae. Gene Ontology annotation, biological process: xenobiotic detoxification by transmembrane export across the plasma membrane.
UCUAUUUCUCUUUCCCGUUUCACAUACAUAAAAAUGUGCAAGCCGACAAGUUCACCACUCUAUUGCAAGUGCAAUUGCAAUGAACCACAAGAGGCCAACAUGUUCACCCUUUUGAUCCCCAAAUGCCCAACAAAAAAUUUGCUUCUUGACAAAACCACUCAUUUCUCCCUUGUCUUUAAAGAAGCACAAUCCGUAGCCAAUAUUGCUUUUCCCAUGAUACUCACUGGCCUUUUACUUUACUCUCGUUCAUUAAUUUCCAUGCUCUUCCUCGGCCGGCUCGGCGGCUUAGCGCUAGCUGGCGGCUCGUUAGCGGUCGGCUUCGCUAACAUCACUGGAUAUUCAAUACUCUCUGGCUUAGCCAUGGGAAUGGAACCCAUUUGUGGACAAGCUUUUGGUGCCAAAAAAUAUAAUCUUCUUGGACUUUCCUUACAACGAACCAUUCUUUUGCUUAUUUUUACUUCAUCUCCUAUCGCUCUACUUUGGGUCAACAUGAAAACUAUUCUUCUCUACUGUGGCCAAGAUGAAGAUAUUGCCACAGAAGCUCAAUCUUACCUUUUUUACUCAAUUCCUGAUUUAUUUGCACAAUCAUUACUUCAUCCAUUGCGUAUUUACCUCAGAACCCAAUCCAUAACAUUGCCUCUCACAUUUUGUGCCGUCCUAACAAUUCUUCUACAUAUUCCCAUUAAUUUUCUUCUUGUUACUAAACUUAAUUUAGGUGUCAAAGGAGUUGCCCUUAGCGCCGUUUGGACUAAUUUCAACCUCGUAGCCUCAUUAAUUGUAUAUAUCCUCAUUUCUGGUGUGUACAAAAAGACUUGGGAAAAUUUGUCAACAGAGUGUCUCAAAGGAUGGAAAGAACUCCUAAAUUUGUCAAUUCCUAGCUGCAUUUCCGUUUGCCUAGAAUGGUGGUGGUACGAGAUUAUGAUUUUGCUUUGUGGGGGUUUACUAAAUCCAAAGGCAACAGUUGCUUCAAUGGGAAUUUUAAUUCAGAUCACUUCAUUAAUUUACAUAUUCCCAUCUUCUCUUAGUUUCAGUGUUUCAACUAGAGUUGGCAAUGAAUUAGGUGCUAGAAAUCCGAACAAAGCCAAACUUGCAGCCAUUGUAGGCCUUGCUGGCAGCUUCAUAUUGGGCUUUUCUGCUCUGUUUUUUGCGGUAACAGUAAGAAAAGUUUGGGCCAAGAUGUUCACUCAAGAUAAUGAAAUUCUUGCACUGACUUCACUUGUAUUGCCGAUAAUUGGGCUUUGCGAACUUGGGAACUGUCCACAAACAACUGGAUGUGGGGUGUUGAGAGGAACUGCAAGGCCAAAAGUUGGUGCGAAUAUAAAUUUGGGUUGUUUUUAUUUUGUUGGAAUGCCUGUGGCUGUGGGGCUAAGUUUUUAUGCAGGAUUUGAUUUUGAAGGUUUAUGGCUGGGAUUGUUGGCUGCGCAGGCUUCGUGUAUGGUGACUAUGUUAGUGGUAUUGAUUCGUACUGAUUGGGAUUUUGAAGCAGUGAGGGCUAAAGAUCUCACCGAAACUAUAGUCUCUGUUGUUGAUGACAACGAAGAUAUUGAGGAAUAUACGCAACUCAUACCAGAAAACAAGGAAAAUUAUCUGUGUUAAUAGAGUUGUAUUAUGGUUUUUUCUUUUGCUUUUUUUUUGGUCUAUAAUUUCUGUUAUAAUCAUUUUCUACUUAUUUUAGAUGUAUAGUGGGGUACGAAGAGAGUACAGCCAACCCUUUUGCUACUUCUGAUGAAAUUCAAAUAGGGAUAAUUAAGGAGGAACGU